Carya illinoinensis is the source of this 1471-nucleotide messenger RNA. Its product is annotated as phosphatidylinositol transfer protein 2-like. The coding region runs from base 248 to 1069 and encodes 273 amino acids. The record is from RefSeq and is a predicted model, not a curated record. Gene Ontology annotation, biological process: phospholipid transport. The transcript is spliced from 10 exons. Lineage: Eukaryota; Viridiplantae; Streptophyta; Magnoliopsida; Fagales; Juglandaceae.
CAAUCAGCUCUUAUGCAACUGGGUGUCGACGACUUGACGUCCGGGCUUAUACAAUCACCGUUUAUUAGGCUCGCUGUAUGGUACAAAGCUGCCCGUUACUUCUUCUAAAUAGCAUAUUCCUCGUAUUUCUUCCGUGCUUGCUGGAACUUACUCUGUAUAUUCCUCUCUAAUACCUUUCUUUUACUUUGUCCCUCUGAACUCUGUCUGCAUUGGAAGCGCCUCACUAUCUCGCUUUAUUCUACGAGAAAUGGUUCAUAUCAAGGAGUUUCGGAUUGUUAUGCCCGUGUCGUUGGAAGAGUAUCAUGUGGCACAUAUGUUUGUUGUGAUGAAGAUGUCACAACAGCACACGACUGGGGAGGAAGGGAUAGAAGUCGUAGAGAACAGACCCUUUGAAGACAAUACCCUUGGGAAGGGUCAAUACACAAAUAAAAUUUAUCGCCUUCAAAGCAAAAUUCCCUCUUGGCUUACUACUUUUGCAACAGCAGAUGCUCUUGUCGUGCAAGAGGAAGCGUGGAAUGCAUUCCCACUAUGCAAAUCAGUAAUGAAGUGCCCAUAUUUUCCCAGGUUUCAGUUAACGAUUGAAACUGUUCAUAGGCCUGACAAUGGGCAGUCAGAAAAUGUGCAUGGCCGGAGCGAAGAACUGGAAGCUAGGGAGGUGGAAUACAUUGAUAUAGCUUCUUCUGAAGGGAACUAUUGGAGUUAUCUAGUUGGAAAUAACAAUGUGGACUUCUCAGUAUUCAAAUCAGCAAGAACAGGUCGUGGUCCACUUUUGGAGGGAUGGCAGGAUAGAUGCGAUCCUGUUAUGACGGCAUACAAAUUGGUAACAAUUGAUGCACCAUACUGGGGCUUUGGAUAUCGACUUGAACAAGCUCUAAUUGCGGGUGAAAAGGCUCUAUUUUUGGAAAGUCAUCGUAAUUGUUUUAGUUGGAUUGAUGAAUGGUAUGGAAUGACAGUGCAACAAAUUCGUGAACUUGAACAACAAAGCCAUUCUGCAUUAAAUGAGGAUUAUGCAAGGAUGCUUAUACCCAUUAAGGUUGAUGCCUUUUUCCAGUUGGAUAUUAAGUUAUGAUAUUUAUUUUCGAGGGAUUGAAAUUGCAUGGGAUUCUGCAGAAUUGAGUUCCAUUUAUUCUUCCAUACCAGUAUUUCUUGCUCAAUUACAUCAAGCCAUGCUAAGUUUGAUAUUAUACGUGUGCGCAUGUGUUUCUGUAUGUGUACCAAAUUUCAUUUCAAAUUAUAACCAACGAUUCUAAAGAUCAAAAGAAAAUGUAAUCAUUAUCAUUCCUUAAUGUUUAAAAUGGCAACAAGAAAAUUGAACUCAUUUUACUAUCAAGUAAUGUAAAAUAAGAAUUCUUUAGUACUUAAUCUUAAAUGGUAUUCGAUCUUGUUCAGAAAAGAGUCCAUAUAAGAUAUAAAAUUUCGAUUCCAUUUUUUGUAAUUUGCUUUCUGUUUACUUAUAUAAUUCAGUUCCUGC